Molecule: messenger RNA, 936 nt
Organism: Talaromyces marneffei
Lineage: Eukaryota; Fungi; Ascomycota; Eurotiomycetes; Eurotiales; Trichocomaceae
Exons: 1
Coding region: 1-936 (311 amino acids)
Molecular function (GO): protein binding
Source: RefSeq, a predicted model, not a curated record
AUGCCCGCUCGCAAAGGCGGCAAGGUUAUUUUGCAUCCGCCCACGCAGUCAGAAAUCCUUGAAGACGAGACAAUAGAGGAUGACGAGAAUACCUGGUCACCACUCCAGAUCGCAUCGCGUGACGGCAACCUUGAAGAAGCACGCCUCUUAAUUGAGUCAGCGGCAUCGGUUGACAGCAAGAAAGACGUUGUUAACGAAUCGCCACACGGGUGGUAUGGCCAGACAGCACUACAAGCCGCCUGUGCUAAUGGGCAUUUAGCCAUAGUGAAUCUACUGCUAGCGGCCGGUGCCCAAGUUGACGCCCCAGGCGGAAACAAUGGAGGCCGUACUGCCUUGACUCUUGCUGCGAUCAAUGGUCACCUAGCUGUCGUUGAGCGUUUGGUUGAGGCUGGGGCCAAUGUGAAUAUCCUUCCACAUAAGUAUUAUGGUAGGACGCCUUUACAGGGCGCCGCCGAAAACGGGCAUGCCGACAUUGUCAAGCUGCUUCUGGACAAGGGUGCUGAUACUAAUGCUCCAGUGGCAAAUAAUGCCGGCGUCACGGCGUUGACUGGCGCAGCGGCCGGUGGGCAUGUUCCAUUAAUUGACAUGUUUAUCGAAAAGGGGGCUGAUGUGAAUCCGUUGUUGAUGCGAUAUAAGGGACUAACUCCUCUGCAAGCAGCCGCUCUUCAUGGCCACAUGGAGGCCGUGGAAAUACUACUCAAGACCGGCGCUGAUGUGAAUGCAGAAGGCUGUCACUACAAUGGCUAUACAGCACUGGCAGCCGCUGCUGAGCAGGGACAUGCUGAUGUUGUUGACAGGCUGCUUGUCGCUGGGGCAGAUGUCUUGCAGACAUCGGGGAAUAAGCAUUGGACAGCGUAUCAGUGUGCAUACUUUGUUGGUCAACAGGAUAUUGCCCAGAGGUUAUGGAAAUUGGAGAGAAACAAAGCGCCGGCUUGA